Molecule: messenger RNA, 2036 nt
Organism: Myzus persicae (green peach aphid)
Lineage: Eukaryota; Metazoa; Arthropoda; Insecta; Hemiptera; Aphididae
Product: ATP-dependent DNA helicase Q5-like
Exons: 11
Coding region: 279-1943 (554 amino acids)
Biological process (GO): double-strand break repair via homologous recombination
Cellular component (GO): chromosome; cytoplasm
Molecular function (GO): 3'-5' DNA helicase activity; four-way junction helicase activity; ATP binding
Source: RefSeq, a predicted model, not a curated record
UCGCAGUAGCGACUCGGUCACCGUCAGCGUACUUCAGAUAUGGCUCAAUACACCAUGCCAACUUGGUGUCCUAUUGUGUACACAUAUUCGAAUCCGUCUAGGAACUAUUUGCGAAACCGUUUCUUUGUGAAUACCGCAAUAAAGGCAUUACCGUCAAGUCGCGAAAGUGAUGUGUUAACGUAGUGUCACCUGCCACCACCUCACACCACAUCACGACCGGCUUACCGCGCCCGCAACCACCGCCGUAGCCGUGUCGAAUUGGCUACCCGCAGAAGAAUAUGCACCUCAAGUCAUCGAGAAGGCGUAAGAAUAUAAUUGACAUGGACAUCGAAUCACUGUUAAAAUACUUGCGUCAAUAUUUCCAUCACUCCGACUUCAAAAACGAAAAGCAGAAGGAAGCUAUCUUAACAAUAUUGAAAAGAAACACAGAUGUUAUCGUGUCGUUUCCGAGUGGUCAUGGCAGGACAAUGUGCUACCAACUACCCUCUUUAAUUUAUUCAAAGAGAAUGACAAUAGUGAUCAUUCCUCAUGUUGUACGGAUAAUGGACCAAGUUAAUAGAUUGAGAAAUUUGGAAAUUCAUACUGAAGUUAUAUCUACAUUAACAACUGCUGAUGAAAAAAUACGUAUAUAUGGUGAUUUACAAUCUGAAUUUAGAAAAAGCCACUUUCUUUAUGUGACUACCGAUCAAGCUUCAACUACAGCCUUCAAACAAUUGUUGUCUCAUUUAGUACAAACUAACAAUUUAUCAUAUAUCGUUAUCGAUGAAUCACAUUGUGAAAACGAAUGGAUUUAUGGUCAAAAGAAUUAUGAUUAUCAACCACUGGGCAUGUUAAGAAGAAUGUACAAGGAAAUUCCAUGGAUUGUGGCUACGGCUGCAGCCGGUCUUGAUGUUAUUGAUUUCAUGAGGAGGGCUUUACACAUGAAAAAGGAUCUUAAGACUUCUAUACGGUUUUCGAUUCCAUGCCACAGACCUAAUUUAUUUUAUGAUGUAGUUCAAGACAAUAUCAAUGGAGUUUCUGUUCCUCAUUUAAAGAGCUUCAUUGACAAAUAUUUAACUGAAGAAAAUAUGAAUCAUAGACCUGACUCGGAAAAACCUUCUGGAUUAAUAUUUUGUAAGAAUCGAGAGGUUACUGAACAGUUAGUCAAAGAUCUAAAACAAAACGGUAUUUCGAUUGCUGCUUAUCAUGCCGGGCUAGAGGAAGCUGAUGGUAAUGCUGUUAAAGACUCGUUUAUGAAAGGACAUUAUCAACUUCUUACUGUCACCAGCAGUUCUGGAAUGGAAAUUAAUAAAACGAAUAUAAGAUUAGUAGUACAUUGGGGCUUGCCGGCUAGUGUGCCCGCAUAUUAUAAGGAAUCAGGUCAAGCUGGAAAGGACGGUAACCCAGCACGAUGUCGAAUCUACUUAACAAAGCGAGCCACAUCAUACUAUAAUUCAAAAAAUGAAUCUAUUAUGGCUGAUGCAGUGACUGAAAUCUGUACUGUUCAACAUAUAAAAAAAUCAUCAAGAAGUUUCCUUGUGUUUCUUCAUUCUCGUUAUAUGAAAGAUUACUGUGAAGGCUUAAAGUGUAGACACAGAGUUUUUUCUGAUUAUUUUGGAGAUGAAACAAUGAAGUGCAUUGAUAAAUGUGACAUAUGUUUCCUAGUGUCUCGUGGCUUUUAUGGUGGACACAAUGCUAUUGAACAAGAAAUGCUACAAAAGGGGAUGAGUACUUACAUCAAAAAUAUUUGCGCAAAAUAUCAAGAGUUACAAGAAAAAGAUAUGCUUACAACUACAUAUGCAUUAGAUAUAAUGAAGGUCUGUAAUGAAUUUGGGAAAUCCUCAAAUUCAGACAACCCUAAAGCUACACAAACAACUGAGAAAUCUGAAGAAGCGGUGAAAGUGAGUAAAGUGGAUGUUGAACCACUGCCUUCGUCUUCAGAGAAUGACAAGAAAAAAGAUUAAGACCAAUUGCCAGCUUCAUUAUAAAUAUUACACAUAAUUGAUAAAAUAAUUAUAAGUUUCAUUUAUUUUUUUGUUAAACUAUGUAUUUUAAUU